UUGCAGACAAUUGCSACUGCAAUACCUGGARUAAUUUUUUUGUUAUGCAUGUAUGCAACAGAGUUCUGGCAAGCACUGGCAUGCAUGUCUCUAUUUUUUUGUCUAUCUGGAUUUGAGUCUAGUGGAUCUAUAUGUAAUAUCCAGGAUCUUUCACCAACAUUUGCAGGAUCUAUUAGUGGCAUGGUAUUUUUUUUUACCUCACUACCAGGUAUUGUAGGGGUAUAUCUGACAGGAUACAUCCUUCAUGCAACUGGUAGCUGGCAUGUAGUAUUUCAAUUAACAGCCGUUAUAUGUUUCUUUGGCAAUAUAGUAUACGUCAUAUUUGCAACAAGUAGGAGAAUAGCGUAGUCAUUAAAUUUAUUAUAAACAAAAUUUGUAAAUUUUUUUUGUAGACAUUUGUUUUGCCAAGACCUCAAAGGACUUGGAAAUAACUCUAAAUGU
Exaiptasia diaphana is the source of this 441-nucleotide messenger RNA. RefSeq names its product solute carrier family 17 member 9-like. The transcript is spliced from 3 exons. Bases 49 to 348 code for a protein of 99 amino acids. Lineage: Eukaryota; Metazoa; Cnidaria; Anthozoa; Actiniaria; Aiptasiidae. The record is from RefSeq and is a predicted model, not a curated record.